AAGGUAACUCAUCACAAGCAGUACCCUGCUGACACAACUUAUGCAUAUUCAUACUUUGAAAGUAGAGGUGGGAAGUUUGACAAAACUUUAUUUUUUGGAUUGCAAUAUAUUUUGAAAAGAUGGAUGGUUGGCGAAGUUGUGACAGAAAAGAAAAUUAUAGAGGCUAAGGAAGUUUUCGAAAAACAUUUUGGCCAGGAUGUAUUCUAUGAAGAAGGGUGGAGAUACAUUUUAAAGGAACACAAAGGUAAACUACCCUUACUUAUCAAAGCUGUGCCCGAAGGAACAAUCUUGCCAUACAGAAAUGUUUUAUUCACAAUAGAAAACACAGACCCUAAAUGCUUUUGGCUGACUAAUUAUUUCGAAACACUUCUGGUCCAAACCUGGUAUCCGAUGACUGUUGCCACAAACUCAUAUUACCAAAAAUGCAUCCUCAAGAAAUACAUGAGCAAAACAGCUGAUUCAAUGGAUUCAUUGAAGUUUCAGUUGCAUGAUUUUGGCUACAGAGGCUGUUCAUCUGUUGAGUCUGCAGCAAUUGGAGGGAUGUCACACCUGGUGAACUUUGAGGGGACUGACACGAUUGCUGGUUUGCUGGCUGCCAGAACUUACUAUAGCUGCAAAAUGGCAGGUCACUCCAUUCCUGCUGCUGAACACAGCACCAUAACAACAUGGGGAGAAUCCAACGAGUUGGAAGCUUUCAAGAACAUGCUCACACAAUUUCCUGACGGGUGUGUGGCUGUUGUAAGUGACAGUUACGACAUCUUCAAGGCCUGCGAACAAAUUUGGGGUGAGAAAUUGAAGGAUUGCGUCGUGAAUCGAGGGAAGAAUGGAGGCAGAUUGAUAAUCAGACCCGAUUCUGGAGAUCCAGUGGAAACUGUUUGUCAUGUCCUAAAAAUUUUAGGAGAAAAAUUUGGAACCGCACUGAACAAAAAAGGUUACAAAGUCCUUCCCAACUACCUACGAGUCAUUCAAGGGGAUGGAAUUAGCUACGAGUCACUGAACGACAUUUUAAAAGCAAUCACAGAUAAAGGCUGGAGUGCUGAAAAUUUGGUCUUCGGUAGUGGAGGAGCAUUGCUUCAAAGAUUAGAUCGAGACACUCAGAAAUGUGCAUUUAAAUGCAGUGCCGUUAAGAUCAACGAUAAACUGGUGAAUGUUUUUAAAGAUCCAAUCGGUGAUUCAGGCAAAAAGUCAAAAAAAGGUAAAUUAAAACUGCUGUGCAACAACGGGGUCUACACAACAGUAGAACAAUGCUCUUUGGAUGACAAUGAUGACAUCUUAGAAGUGGUUUUCGUGGAUGGUGAAUUGAAAAGAGAUUGCACAUUGGACGAAGUUCGGAAAAUAGUGCAACAAUAUGAAUUCUGCGAAAUUCAUUGA
Helobdella robusta is the source of this 1371-nucleotide messenger RNA. RefSeq lists its product as hypothetical. Gene Ontology annotation, biological process: NAD+ biosynthetic process. Lineage: Eukaryota; Metazoa; Annelida; Clitellata; Rhynchobdellida; Glossiphoniidae. The record is from RefSeq and is a predicted model, not a curated record. Gene Ontology annotation, molecular function: nicotinamide phosphoribosyltransferase activity. The transcript is spliced from 8 exons. The annotation marks the transcript as partial.